Messenger RNA from Lineus longissimus, 578 nucleotides. RefSeq names its product histone H1E-like. The transcript has a single exon. Lineage: Eukaryota; Metazoa; Nemertea; Pilidiophora; Heteronemertea; Lineidae. The record is from RefSeq and is a predicted model, not a curated record. Gene Ontology annotation, molecular function: structural constituent of chromatin; double-stranded DNA binding; nucleosomal DNA binding. The coding region runs from base 1 to 564 and encodes 187 amino acids. Gene Ontology annotation, cellular component: nucleosome; nucleus. Gene Ontology annotation, biological process: negative regulation of DNA recombination; chromosome condensation; nucleosome assembly.
AUGUCUGAUGCCGUUGCUGCUCCUAAGUCGCCAGCCAAGAAGGCUGUGAAGGCAAAGAAACCAGCCAAGCCUGCCCUCCAUCCAAAAUGCGCCGUGAUGAUUGUCGAUGCCGUCAAAGCGCUGAAGGACAAGAAGGGUUCAUCCAGGAUCGCCAUUAAGAAGCACAUCGCUGCCAACUACAAGGGAGUAGACAUCGACAAGCUUAACAAACGGAUCAACGCUGCUCUUGCUGCCGCAACUAAAGAGGGAGGUGCACUCGUCCCGGUCAAGGGGAGCUACAAGCUCAGUGCCGCCGCCAAGAAGCCUGCACCAAAACCCAAGGUCGCCAAGAAACCAGCCAAGAAACCAGCUGCCAAGAAGCCUGCUGCCAAGAAAACUCCCAAGAAGGCGAAGGCCACCAAACCAAAGGCUGCUGCCAAGAAACCAGCUGCCAAGAAGAGUCCCAAAAAGAAGGCUGCCAAGAAGCCUGCUGCCAAGAAAGCCGCCCCUAAGCCCUCGAAGAAACCUGCCGCUAAGAAAGCUGCCAAGCCAAAAGCUAAGACCACCAAAGCCAAAAAGGCGUAAGGUGUGUCCGCCGA